This is a messenger RNA of Alternaria rosae, 1071 nucleotides long. RefSeq names its product apolipo protein O-domain-containing protein. The record is from RefSeq and is a predicted model, not a curated record. Gene Ontology annotation, biological process: cristae formation. The transcript is spliced from 3 exons. NCBI's taxonomy places the organism in Eukaryota, Fungi, Ascomycota, Dothideomycetes, Pleosporales, Pleosporaceae. Bases 84 to 827 code for a protein of 247 amino acids. Gene Ontology annotation, cellular component: MICOS complex; mitochondrial crista junction.
CGGCCGUUUCCGCGUCUUCUGAGCUCAACAUCACCAGUUGGACACCACCAAACCCGACCCAUUGCGCCUGCCCCACGCUCGACAUGGCCUUCAGACCGCUGUUACGGCAGCGCGCCGCUGUCCCCGCCAUGGCCGCCCUCUCCGCCGCAGCAAUCUUCGCACCCCGGACCGUCUACGCAGAGGAGCGACCUGCGGACCAUUUUAACCGCAAACCUAUCUACGAUGAUAUGCCCGUGGACACCACAGCGCCUACCGCUCCCGCCCUAGCAGAACCGUCCAACUCGCCUUCAUCUCCAGAGUCUACCUACCGACCGACACCAACCGACCGCCUCGCAGUCCAGAUCGGCCGUGCGCGCAUGGCUCUAUACGAGCAGGCUGUCCGUGGCGAGAAGGCCGUCGAUAACGCGCUCACAGAGACGCUCCGUCUCGAGCACUCCUUCACAAGCACCAUCCGCUCAUUGGCCCCACCGAGGGAAUCCGGCGAGAAGGUCCUUCCGGGCGCACUCUACGUCCUCGUCUCCUCGAUGGCCGGCUCCAUCAUCACGCGCAACCGCAACAUCCUCCUUCGAACCUCCGUCCCCGUCGCUGUCGGCAUCACCGCUGCCAAGUUCGUGCUUCCCAUUACCACCAAGAACGUCGGAGACCUCAUCUGGACCUACGAAGAGAAAUACCCCGUACUAGCGGAUACCCACCUGCGGAUGAAGAACAGGAUCUCGCAAUUCAUCGAGACUGGAAAGGCACAUGCACAGGGAACUGUUGGAAUGGUCGAGGGCAAGCUGGCCGAUACACGCGAGAAUCUGGAAGGCUGGGUCAAGAAGGGCCGGUAAAUAAUACCUUAUCAAAAGCUUUCCAUGGCACGAGUACCUGUACAUUAUUAGUAGCGGGGCAUAGGUGGGAAGACCGUCUUCACGCAAUGUGAUUUGCAUUUUCUUUUGUUCUGCAGCUUCCUUCUCGUGUCGUCGAUUUUGUCAGUCUGAGACUGAUGUUAUUCGCCAAAUCGUCCAAGCAUAACCAUUGCCUGAUCCUCCCAGCAUUUCUGUCCGUCCUCUAAUCGCUUUUGUCAUAAUUCAG